CUCACAGACCAUUUGCUCGUACCACUCACCCUACUCGUCUCUGUCGUUCUUCGACCCUCUGCCCUCUGACGAUUCGCCUUCUACUUGUCAGUCCCGUCCCAUCGGUGUUGGGCCAUCUCGUAUGUAAACCCACCAUUGUCGCUCCGGCUCGCUCUAUUCCUCUUCUUUCCCUUCCUCUCGUUUUGCUUGAUUACAUACUCAUACUCGUCGUUGACCUGACGCGCCUAGGCACUAGCCACGAUUGAUCCCUCGGAAGAUACACAGAUAUACAAGUAGUAUAAACCGCAAUCUGAUUACGUUUUAAUUGCCUCUUCCCUGCACCAACAAGCAGCAACGAACAUACACCAUGGCCACCGCACAAGCCGAGAAACCCAAGACUCAACAGCCUCCCACUUACACUAACGACCCUGACGACUCGGAGACUGAUUACGAUUCGGAUGACUACAUCUCUGAGGAAGAGGAAGAUCAAGCACCGCAACAACAGAAGCAGACGGCCCAGCGUCGCCGGCGACCUCAAGCCCAGGGUCAGACUUACGACGAUGACGAUGACGAUGCAGAGUACUCUGAUGACUAUGCCUCGGACGAGUACGACGAUGACGACGAUUACGACGAUGAAUAUGACGAUGACGAGCAAGAAGCUGUGCAAGCGAUGGAGCGCUGGCAGCCUACUACGAUAAGCAGCAGUGACAACAAGAACCUCUCCAACGGCGCAAUGGAUCCGGCACCCUCGAACGACCAGAAGGGCGCAGAUGAGGAGGGUAUGCGCCUGAAGUUGGAACUGAACUUGGAGAUCGAGGUUGAGCUGAAGGCUCGCAUCCACGGUGAUUUGACAUUGGCUCUGCUGUAAGUGACCCCCACUCCUGCACUAUACCCCCAUACUCCCUCCUUUCUCUCGUGCUUGUCUGCUUUUCUUCUGGUUCGCCUCGAAGAGAACCUUCGAGGUAUCUUUCCUAUGAGAGAGUCUUCGGGGGUUUUCCGACCCGGCAACACUGAAAAACAACAACAACCCCACAAAAACUCCCGUUGGACUCCGCUUAAGCAACUGAAAUAGAACCUGACGGAUUGACGAUUUUUCUUUGAUGAACGCAGCGCAUGAUCCGACAUGCUCUCCACCGAUUCGAUUCUGUUGUGCUUCGAGAGCGACUGUGCCAUCCGAAUUUCUUCUCGAGAGUUUCCUCGCCAU
Aspergillus fijiensis CBS 313.89 is the source of this 1183-nucleotide messenger RNA. RefSeq lists its product as uncharacterized. The record is from RefSeq and is a predicted model, not a curated record. Lineage: Eukaryota; Fungi; Ascomycota; Eurotiomycetes; Eurotiales; Aspergillaceae. The transcript has a single exon. Bases 347 to 847 code for a protein of 166 amino acids.